Molecule: messenger RNA, 2450 nt
Organism: Cantharellus anzutake
Lineage: Eukaryota; Fungi; Basidiomycota; Agaricomycetes; Cantharellales; Hydnaceae
Product: origin recognition complex subunit 4 C-terminus-domain-containing protein
Exons: 11
Coding region: 20-2371 (783 amino acids)
Biological process (GO): DNA replication; DNA replication initiation
Cellular component (GO): nucleus; nuclear origin of replication recognition complex
Molecular function (GO): DNA replication origin binding
Source: RefSeq, a predicted model, not a curated record
GUCUGAAUUAGCGUCCGUUAUGCCACCCAGGCGUCCCACUAGCGAUCGUUCCUUAGCACUUGACGAACCACCCGCUAGGAAACGUCCCAUUGACGAUGAUGAUGAUUUAUCUCCGGCGAAGAGAACUCGAAGCAGUGGUAUUCCGCCUUUAGAAAUCUUAAUAGAGGGAGCUCCCGGCGCUACGCCCUCAUCACUCAAACCAAAGCGAAGGAGGCUGAAGAAGGAAGAAAAUGAGAUGACUGAGAAGAAAGGGAACGAAUCCACGUCGAAAUGCGCAUCACCCAUGGUGAAACGCGCACGAGGACAACCAACCAAAACAUCUCCUUCUUGUCGUAUGGUUAUAGAAUCUGUCGAGAUAAGCUCUCCACUUCCGCAGUUGACUUCGCUCUCUCUGCAUUCUAGAAACGCGCCUCACUCCCCGUCGCGGGUUCGGCUUGUGGAGCCAGAUGAUGACGACGAAGAUGAGUUCAACCUCCGUCCUAAAAGGAGAGUAGUUCGCAAACCUGUCGAAAGGAUCCUCAAGGGGUACGAUCGUGGAUCGAGAUCGACUCUCACAAAGGACUCGCGAGUUCGACAACAGCAGAACUUGCCAUCGUCCCCUCCAUCCCUCGAUACUCCCAAGGAGGUUUUUGAACCUGCGUCAUUUAUUCAACGCAAGAAAGGUCUGCGUGAUAAGGGCGCCGUAGCCACAGAUGAGCUGCACUCGCCGUCUUUUCGACACGAUUCCGGCAACAUUCUACCCGCAAUGCAUGAAGAGCCCCGAGUCGUUCAGGACUCGGGUCGUCAUCGACUUCGAAAUCCCCACAGUCUGGAAUGCUCAAACGAAAGUCAGUUAACGGUUCGGACUAUGAAGGCUACAAGUUCUCCCACUAGGCUGGGACUGAAUUCCGUACGAGGUCAAGGCACUCCUCGGUCGCAAAAUAAAAUGGUAACUAGCACCGACGCUUUGUUGACUGCUCAAAAACGAGCCUGUUUAGCAGCCUUAAGGACCCCUUCCCUCUUUGAACCAGAGGCAGACGAUGUGAAUGCUAUGUCGAUGGAGACUCUUCUGCAGCUUCUGCAAGGGACCGUCUAUCGUGGCGAAGGAAAUAGUUGCCUUGUACUCGGCCCACGCGAGAGCGGUAAGACAAGGAUGGUCGAAGAAACGAUAUGUUCCCUGGAGGGAAAUGCUCAGGACUCUUCGUCCUCACGCGGCUCAUCCAAAACUCCGAUUGUUAUUCGUCUUUCAGGCCACACUCACUUGAAUGAUAAGCUUGCCUUGAAUGAGAUUGGCCGUCAGAUUUAUCUUCAGACGGGCUCGUCUCAACUGGCCGCUGCAGAUGAUGGAGAUUUGGACCCUAGUCACGACUUCGAAGAUGAGCCCGCUCUGGGUUCUCGACUAGCUUCCAUCUUGCCACCCCCCGCCCUGCUUCCCACUCUUGUCACUACUAUGGCAUCUCUUCCACGGCCUACUAUUGUCAUAUUAGAUGCAUUUGACCUCUUUAUGGCACAUGCUCGCCAAGCCCUCUUAUAUUGUUUGUUGGAUACAGUGCAAAGCUGCCGGGCGGGCGAGGGCCGGAACGGUGUUGCCGUUAUUGGGGUCACUUCACGAGUCGAUUGUCUCAAUCUGCUCGAGAAGCGAGUGAAGUCUAGAUUCUCUCAUCGGAUUAUCAAAUGGUCGCCUCCCUGUUCCACAAACACAUAUACUCGUUACGUAAUGACAAUGCUGAAAGUCCCAAUUAAUCCCAUGGAUGAGAAAGCAGCAGACAUGGUCAAGGACCCAGACGGAGAGCUUGAGGAUUGGAGGAAUCGUUGGGACAAUAGUGUAGAUAGUGUUCUCAAUUCAAAAUCCACUCAGUUGGUUUUGAAGCAGACCUUUGAGCUCAUACGGAGCCUGGCACCUAUAUGUCGAAUUUUUACCGCCGCACUUUUGGACCUCAACCGGGAUAACCUAUAUCUUACCCCAGAGUUAAUUCUGGCCCACUCGAAGAUGCAGCGGAGUCCCGACCGGUUUCCAUUCCUUUAUGAUUUAUCUUAUCCAUGUUUGGGGCUGCUUAUUGCGUCUGAGCAUGCUCGGACAGCUGGUCACGAUGCUUUCACAUUUGAGUACCUCUUUGACCUAUACACACGGGCGGCGAAGCAGUCUGCUAGUCUAAACGUCAGCCUCGACGGAGUGUCUAUUGGUCUCCUCCAGCUUUCUAGGGAGAUUCUCACUGGGGCCUGCGAUGACCUUAUCACUUUGCGGAUUUUCCUGCCAUCUGGACCAACUUCUACCAGCACGUCGCGUCAGUACAUAAAAUACCGGUGCGAAGCCACAAAGGAAGAAGUACGUAAUGCUGUGGAAAGGCGCGCGAAUACCCAACUCAAAAGGUGGUUGCAAAAACCUGCAUAGCUGCACAGUACUUGUAUACAUUAUUAUUAUGGCUACUAUUGUACAUUAUAACUUCACGCCAUCACUGUCCUCAUCUUCG